AUGGAUAAAAUACGAAAAAAUCUUGGAUGGUGUCCUCAACAUAAUGUUUUAUUUGAAAAAUUAACAGUUGAAGAACAUUUAUUAUUUUUUUCAAAAUUAAAACAAGUUCAAAAUGGACAAUUAAAAUGUUGUGGAACAUCACUUUUUCUCAAAACAACAUUUGGUGAAGGUUAUGUUUUAACAUUGGUUAAAAAAGAUCCAUGGAUGGGUUCAAAGAAUGAUGUUACAUCGACUAUAACACAAUGUAUACCACAAGCAUAUCUUAAAGAAGAAACAAGAAAUCGUCAUUCAUUUCCGGAAUUUUUUUCCAUACUUGAUUCUCGAAAAGAAUCAUUAUCAAUAACUGGUUAUGGUGUACAAGAUGUUUCAUUAGAAGAAGUUUUUCUUAAAGUUACAGAACAAUAUAAAACAAUGAAUAGUCGUUUUUGCGAUUUAUCAUAA
Messenger RNA from Rotaria sordida, 441 nucleotides. NCBI's taxonomy places the organism in Eukaryota, Metazoa, Rotifera, Eurotatoria, Philodinida, Philodinidae. The record is from the annotation of a GenBank genome assembly.